Molecule: messenger RNA, 960 nt
Organism: Histoplasma mississippiense
Lineage: Eukaryota; Fungi; Ascomycota; Eurotiomycetes; Onygenales; Ajellomycetaceae
Exons: 2
Coding region: 1-960 (319 amino acids)
Molecular function (GO): 4-hydroxy-tetrahydrodipicolinate synthase activity
Source: RefSeq, a predicted model, not a curated record
AUGUUUCCAAUGUCCACAGCCCAUAAGGACGUCAGCGAAAAUGGCGGCAGCGACCGACCCCGCCGCCCGCUAAAACCAGGAACAGAGAAUCUCGAUAUCCAGACAAUCAGCAAACAUGCCAUGUGGUUAGCACAAGCUGGCGUGACCGGCCUGGCCGUCCACGGCUCUAACGGCGAAGCAGUACAUCUAUCAAACGAAGAACGCAUUGCGGCCAUUGAAACCACUCGCAAGGCGCUAGAUAGCUCCGGGUUUCCCAACAUGCCCCUCAUCGUUGGCUGCAGUGCACAAUCUACUCGGGAAACCAUCAAGCUUUGUCACCAGGCAUAUGCAGCCGGUGCUGACUACGCCCUCGUCCUUGCUGCAUCUUACUACAAAGCACUCCUUUUAUCAGAUUCGAUUCUUCAGUUUUUCCGCGACGUAGCUGAUGCAUCUCCGCUCCCGAUUGUCAUAUAUAACUAUCCCGCUGCCGUUUCAGGUCUGGAUCUGGACUCAGACACGAUCAUCGCAUUGAGCAAACACCCAAAUAUUGUGGGCUGUAAGUUUACCUGCGGAAACACAGGGAAAUUAACCCGUGUUGCCGCCGCCCAGGACAGCAAAGCCUCAGUCCCAGCUCCGUUCCUGUGCCUUGGUGGUUCAGGAGACUUUACGAUACAAACUCUCAUCAGUGGUGGAUCAGGGAUUAUUGGGGGGAUCGCCAAUAUUGCGCCCAAGACUUGCGUGCGGGUAAUGGAUCUAUAUUAUCAGGGAAAGCUCAAGGAGGCUCGAAGUGCUCAGGAAAUUUUGGCCCGUGGCGAUUGGGCGGCUAUUCAGGGGGGUGUGGUAGGGAUUAAAUCUGCCAUGGAGUCACACUUGGGAUACGGGGGAUUCGCUCGCAAGCCCCUGCCCAGGCCGACUGAUGCGAUGGCAGCAGCCUAUACAAAGGAGUUUAGCGAACUCGUUGAGUAUGAGCGUUCGUUGUAA